Rodentolepis nana is the source of this 1215-nucleotide messenger RNA. Lineage: Eukaryota; Metazoa; Platyhelminthes; Cestoda; Cyclophyllidea; Hymenolepididae. The record is from the annotation of a GenBank genome assembly.
AUGUCUUGCCGAACAUGUCAAGUGCAAUUAAAGGGAGUAGAUAUUAAAAAACAUCUUCAUUCCGACUGGCAUAUAUAUAACCUUAGACGAAGUCUUGCGGGCUUGCCCCCAUUGUCAGAAGAACUUUUUCGGGAAAAGGAAGAGCUGUUUCGAUUUUUAAAUAAUGGAAACACAUCUAAGUCAUCCAUUAAGAGUUUUUACUGCGAGAUUUGCAAAAAGAAUUUUAAAUCUAAUAAUGCUUAUGAGUGUCACAUUGUGUCUCAGCAACAUUUAAAGAAAAUGAAAUCUGUUGAAUCGGAAAAGGCACACGUCCCUGAGGAUGUUAUUGAAGAUAUUCCAGCAUCAGAGAACGGAUCAGAAAGCGAGCACGCUCCAGAGGAAUUUUCGCCGAGCGUAUUCGGGAAGUCCUUGCCUAUUGGUUCCUGCUUCUUUUGUGACACCACCUAUCAGGGCAAUCCUGACGCUCUAGAGUGUGUUUUGUCACACAUGAUAAUCGCACACAAUUUUACUAUUCCUUAUCCUGAAAAACUGGUCGACGUUAGAGGUCUCUUAGAAAACUUGGGCCGCCUUGUUGGUGAAGAAUUCACUUGCCUUGGUUGUGGUCGUCAAUUUCUCGGUCCCAGACAAAACAGGCACAAAAAGUCUCCCUCAGAACUUCGAAAGCAAGCUCUUAGUGCCGUCAGGAAGCAUAUGGUGGACAAGCAACAUAAUUUCAUUUACACUGGAAUCGAAGAUCCCAUUGUGGUAUCCGCUGCAAUAGCCGAAGCUGGUGAUGAUGACGAAACAGCUGUACCACCCAUUGCUCGCGUUGGAGGUGAGCUAUACAGUCAGUAUUACAGCGGGGAUCGGGCAAACAAAACUCUUGUUUUGCCUGAUUCUGAUAGCAAGUUUACAGAGGAAGAAACCUAUGAGGUUCAUUUGCCAUCUGGUGGGGCUAUCGGUCACAGACGCUAUUACCAGUCAGUUUUCCGUCAAAAUGCUUGUGCUCACCUGGAACUUCCGUCAACAAAUCGAGCCAUUUCGGAAACUCUUUCUUGGAAAUCACGUCCUGGAGUCGGGCCGAUGAUGACUUUGAGUGAGAGUGAAAUCACCAGACUUUCCCUCCAGGAGCAUAGGGAUCGUCGAGUUGAUUUAAAGAGAAGAUCCCGACAGGAAAUGAAGUUAGGCAUUCGGGGUAAUAUUGUUCUCGCAAAACAUUUCAGAGCCGCACAAUAA